GUUUAUUGUAUGAUGGAUGAUGAUCGUUGAGCACCGAAGAAGCGAGCUUUCAAGCUAAUUAUCAAGACAAGAAGAACAGCCACAGGGUGAGAGAGAGAGAUAGAAAGAGAGCACUUAUGGACUUCUUGCUGUUGAUGUUUGGGGCUCUACCUCUCGUGGGGCUGCUCCAAGCCCUCCUCUACUUUGCAAACAGAGGUAGAAGAAGGAACCAAAGUGAGACCCUGCCUCCAGGACCGCGGCCGCUCCCGGUGAUCGGGAACCUCCUCCAGCUUGGUUCUCCACCACAGAGGUCUUUAAGCGAUCUUGCCAGCAUCCAUGGCCCGAUAAUGAGCCUGAAGCUAGGCAGUGUCACCAUCGUGGUCAUCUCCUCGGCCCCGAUGGCACAAGAGAUCCUCCAGAACCAUGAUGUCUCCUUCUCCAACCGCCACAUCCCCGAGUCCCUCACCUCCUUCCGCCAUCAUGAGCUCGGGUUACCUUGGAUCCCUGUCUCCGAUCCACUCUGGAGGAACCUCCGCCGGAUUUGCAACGCGCACCUCUUUGCGCCAAAGGCCCUCGACUCAAACCAACACCUCCGCCGCCGAAAAAUCCAGGAACUCCUGGCUCACGUAGGAAAGUGUAGUGAGACGGGAAGCUCGGUGGACAUUGGUGAUGCAGGGUUCAUGGCUUCACUCAACCUGCUGGGAAAAACCAUCCUCUCCAUGGACCUGGCAGACCCCAACUCCGCAUCAGCCAAGGAGUUCAAGGAGAUAGUGUGGCAGAUCAUGGUGGAGGUAGGGAAGCCAAACUGGGCAGACUACUUCCCGGUACUGAAGAGGAUGGACCUGCAGGGGGUGAAACGGAGGAUGACUGGUUAUUUCGAGCGAACGUUCGAUGUUUUUGAUAGGAUCAUCAGUGAUAGGCUGCAGGUCAGGGAGGUCUCAGGCUUUGUUAGGAAGAAUGAUAUGCUAGAUACACUUCUUGACCUUAGCGAAGAUAAAGAGGAGGGAAUGGAUCCGUUUCUAAUGAAGCACCUGUUCUGGGACCUCUUUAUCGCGGGUACUGAUAGCACUUCAAGAACAUUGGAGAUGGCGAUGGCAGAGCUGCUUGGCAAUCCCGAGAAGCUAUUGAAAGCGCAGGCCGAGCUCGAAGAGGUGAUCGGUAGGGGCAACCCUGUCGAGGAAUCUGAUAUUGCUCGACUACCAUACUUACAAGCCACGGUCAAGGAGACUUUCCGGAUGCACCCGCCGUUCCCGCUGCUCGUCCCCCGUAGAGCUGGAGCGACAGUGCAGGUCGGUGGCUACACCAUCCCGGAGGGUACACAAAUCCUGGUCAAUGCCUGGGCCAUUGGCAGGGAUCCGGCCACAUGGAAGAAUCCAGAUGAGUUUAUUCCAGAGAGGUUCUUGGGGCUGGACAUUGAUGUCAAGGGACAAAACUUCGAGCUCUUGCCGUUCGGUGGUGGGCGGAGAUUAUGCCCGGGCCUGCCAUUGGCCAUGAGAAUGUCACACCUGAUGCUCGGUUCGCUCCUUAACUCCUUUGAUUGGAAGCUCGAAGAUGGGGUUUCUCCAGAAACCAUGAAAAUGGUAGAGAAAUUCGGAGUCACCUUACAAAAUGCGCAGCCUCUUCGAGCCGUGCCUUUACCGAUAUCGAGAAAUAAUCUCUAGAAUGAGGAUCUAAUUAUGUGUAAUCUGAGGUCCUCCGGAGAAAUCAUGUUCCAGUCAUGGCACUGUUCGUUGAAGGGAUCAAGGUUUCGGACCGUUAUAUUAAUUAUAUUCGUUGCACAUGCACCAUUGUCGAUUAAAUAUGUAGUUAUA
This is a messenger RNA of Punica granatum (pomegranate), 1790 nucleotides long. The record is from RefSeq and is a predicted model, not a curated record. Lineage: Eukaryota; Viridiplantae; Streptophyta; Magnoliopsida; Myrtales; Lythraceae.